AACAAAAUUCUAGGCUGUCAAAAUUAUCAUUCCAUUUCCAAACAGGUUACGAAAAGCAGUCCCUAUUUUCUUUUGUCGUAAUCUUUUUUUAUUCAGUUUGUGUCGCCAAGCGACCAAACCAAUCCUAAUCCGUCAUACAAACAAUAUGCCCAAAAACCCGCUGAACACACGAAAUUUUCAAACGUGGUUCGUGGUAAUCGUGUGCCACAGAUUGUAUACAGAGCCAGGCAUCGAUUUCCCAGGGCGCAUGACAGGAUUCCCGCCUUUUCGUCAGUACCGCGCCACGCUUGACGUAAGACGCACGCGAUGCGCGCUCGCGCCCGACAAAAUAUUGUAAUGAAUAAAAUCUAGUGAAAAUCAAUUAAAAUUUGACAGUGCUGGCUAUUUGUAGCGCUUGUACACUGUAUCUUAGCAGCACACACAAGCCGCGGGGGUGAAUCAGCGCCGGCGACACAUUGUUUUCGCGUCCGAUAACAACGAAUCAACAGUUUGAACGAGUCCACAUAAAGUUCAAAUUCCCUAUAAUGUGCAACACGGUGGUUCGGUUCGCGGUGCCCGAAGUCACUUCGUCUGUUUCCGGCUAUGUCCGUAGCUGUCAAUGAGAGUGCAAGAUGGCUGAAAAGGUCAGCUGAUCAGAAAGUCGCCCGCGCCAGGCUCGCAGCGAGAGGCGAAUUAAGCGCAUCAUGCAGGUGUUUGGCGAAUGGGCUCAAGUGGAAGUGGUGGAGCUGGUGAACGAUGGGUCGGGGCUGGCGUUCGGCAUCGUGGGGGGGCGCUCCUCCGGGGUCGUGGUCAAGAGCGUGCUGCCAGGCGGUGUGGCCGACAGGGAUGGUCGCCUCCGCUCGGGCGACAUGCUGCUCCGCAUCGGCGCUGUGUCGGUGGUGGGCAUGUGCGCGCGGCAGGCGGCGGCCGUGCUGCGCCAGUGCGGGGCCUGCGUGCGGCUGCUGGUCGCCAGGCCGGCCACCAGCGGGGUGCCCUCCAUGCAGCCUCUAGGAGCAUCGCCAGCGCCGGUGGUCCCGUCCCGGCUGCUGGCGGACCCCAUCGAGCUGGAGCGGCGGCUCGCCGAGGCGGGUCACGACGGAUUCGGCGCGCUCUGUGAGGACACCUCGCCGCCCUCCCCGCCGCCCACCAUCAUCGAGGAGAGACUUCAUCAUCGGCCUGUGGCGUCAAUAGUGGCGGUGGUACCUCGAGGUGCACUGGCUCCCUCUCCUCGUCCACCACCAGCCUUCGUCCAGCCACCGCAACCGCAGCCACAGCCAAUGAGGUUACCCUUAGACAUGGCGGUGCGAGGAACAGGCGAGCCGGAGACACUGAGCUACGAUGUAGAGCUGAAUAAGGAUUCAGCACUUGGUCUCGGCAUAACCGUCGCGGGAUAUGUUUGUGAACAAGAGGAGCUGAGCGGUAUCUUUGUGAAGAGCAUCAGCGAAGGGAGCUCGGCAGACCUGUGCGGGAAGAUACAGGUCAACGACAGGAUUGUUGAGGUUGACGGUGUAUCUCUCCAUGGAGUGACGAACCACCGCGCUGUGGCCUUGCUGCGAGAUGCGAAGGGUCCGGUGGUGAGACUGAAGGCUUUAAGGUACCUCCGAGGCGCGGGGUUUGAGAAGUUGCAGAAGGCGCUGGCGGCGCAGGACGGGCGGAGGUCACCGAUAGCGCCGCCCAGCCCCUCCGUGACGUCACUCGCCAAGUAUAGUUUUAGUGUGUACGACGAAUCAACAGUGAUAGAAGCGGAACCAGAAUCAGGGUUGCUGCCUCACAUGCCAUCACCGAUGUCGCCGUCUGAGGAGGCCGAGAUAGUGAUAGGGAGAGACGACGAGGUGUCAGAGCGAGAGGCGAGACGCAUCCAGGACAAGUGGCGGGACAUACUGAGGCAGGAGACUGACUGGCCAGGACACCAGUACCAGUAUGAUAUCGUGGUCAGCACUAUAAUAAAAGAGAAGGACAGUGGUCUGGGCAUCUCCCUGGAGGGCACGGUGCGCGUCGUGGCCGGCAAGGAGGUGCAGGCCAGGCAUUACAUCAGGGCCAUCGCGCCCAACGGGCCCGUGGCCAGGCUCGGCAUGUAUAGGGUCGGGGACGAGUUGCUUGAGGUGAACGGCUGGCGAGUACUAGGCGCGCAUCACGUGGAGGUGGUGACGCGGCUGCGGGCGGUGACGUCACCCGUGCUGCUGGUGGUGGUGCGCAAGCGCGAGCAGUACCACGACGAGAGGCUGCCCGAGCCCGGGAUCGCCAGGAGUAACAUUCUCGGCGGUAGUCUACAAGACCUGCUGAGUCCUCCGCAGCGGCUCAUCAAGGCCAAGUCCGAGAGCUCCGUGGCGUCGCUCUGCAGCGCCACCACCAUCAUGUCCGCGCCACAUGAUCAUGAUGAAUUCUGUACGGAAGACCUGGAGCGUGUCCGGUCUCGGUCGCUGGAGCCGCUGAGCGGGCUGGCGAUGUGGAGCGACCACGUCGAGUACAUACAGCUGGUGAAGGAGGAUCGGGGACUCGGCUUCUCUAUACUGGACUAUUUGGACCCGACGGAGCCGGGCAGCUCGGUGAUCGUGGUCCGCUCGGUGGUGGCGGGCGGCGCGGCGGCGCGCGACGCGCGGCUGGCGCCCGGCGACCGCCUCGUGUCCGUCAACGGCAGCAGCGUGGCGCGCAGCCCGCUCGCCGUCGCCGUGGCCGCCAUCAAGAGCGCGCCCAAAGGCAUUGUGACGAUUGGUAUUGCUAAACCACUGCCAUGUAGUACUGUGGUUGGCGGCGAGAAGGCGAACGGGCAGAGCAUUCAGAGUAGCCAGGAAUGUAUUAACUCGCUGGGCUCGGAUGACCACACUGGGAUGGACUCCUUCCACGAAUGCUUACAAGAAUACGGAGAGGGAUUAGAAGUAGUACAAAUAUGUCUCGAACCAGAAGAAGCCUCCAUAAAGGAUGACGAACUAUCAGCACUAGGAGACCUCAGCCUUGAAGACUGCAAGAAAGACAAAAACAUCAUACUUAAUAUGAAGUCAGAAAUCAAAAUGAAUGGAGUCACAGAACUAAAAAUGUCGAAGUCAGAUGAAUCAUUAGAUGAUCAUGAUGAUGAUAUGACGAUCACUGAAGAUGAUGUUCUGGUCGCUCCCAGAGAACUACCUGAUACUAGAAGUAAGUCCGCCGAUAGGAAGGAUGACGGUGAACGGUGUUUGUCUAAACAACAGAGUAAAGACAUUUCCACGUCAGACGAAAUGGUGUUCGCUGUAACUCCGACAGGACUAGAACGCAUCAGUUUUGAUAAGUACUGGAAAGAAAACGAAGUAAAAAUAGAGAAAGAACUAGUUAAAGUCAAAAGUGACGAGAGUUGGAAAGAGUGCCUCUCCCCAAACGAAGACACAACAGUUAGUUUCUACGACGCAACCACGAGAAUUUCCGUCCAGGAAGAUAGUAAUUCCCUACUGUACAUAGAUCAUGAGAUAGACGGUUACGAAACGUGUUUAGACGACGAUUCGUCAUCACAAAAAUGCACGUUAAAAAACGGUCGUAAAAUGAACGGUGAAACAGACAUCAAAGACUUUAGUAAACACGAGAAAAUAGCAACUAAAAACAAAGACAACGAUUUAAGUGCCAAACCAGUGAUAGAGCAGAACACUUCAAACACGACAUGUAUGGAGGACGUGUCGUACAGCCACCGGUACGUGCAGGAACAUAUAAUAAAACAAAUGAAAUCACUCAGAAUAGAGCCAAUUAACGUAAACAUAAGCCAUAAAAAGAAAAAACGAAGCCCAACGAAACCGUCCAAACAAGAGAGGAUACAAUGCGUGGAGUAUUACAACGACCAAGCUGAAUGCUUGAAAGAAAUAAGACAGAAAAAGUUAGAAGAAGAAAAGAAACACAAAGAAGAUAAGAAACAAAAGAGCAGAGAAGAAGAAAGAGAAAAGAGGGAAGAGAAACGGCUUAAGGAAGAACACAAACAUGAGAAAGAACAUAAGCACAAAGAAGAACAGAAGAGAAAUGUGGAAACUAAACUCAUGGUGAUGGAAAAGAAAGUACACCUACAUCAGGAACCAAGUGAAGAAUCAACAGAUCUAGAAACCAACUACGUUCCUGGUUGUCAUAAGUGUUUUCUGGAGAACUACGCCUACGCUAUCACAAAAGCGUACAUGGCAGAAGCGAACGCGUGUAAAUACUGUGAGGUGAUUAGGGAAAUGUUGGAAGUGCCUAAGAAUGCGAGUAGGCGGGGCUCGGCGCCGGCGCUGGUGAACCUGGACAGCGGCUCCUCGGAGACGGAUGAAGAGGAGCUUCUGAUGGUCCCCGUAACGAAGGAUAGGAGGAAGUCGGCGGGGAUUCUGAAGUUUCCUAUGUCCUCGAGAAGACCAAGCUACGCCCCGCCGACGAUGACGGUGACGGUGUCUGCAGAGCGGCGCGCGGACGCGCUGUCGGCGCAGCGCUGGGGCUCGCCCCGGCAGGUCACGCUCAAGCGCUGUCCCGGCGCGCCGCUGGGAGUCAGCAUCGUUGGAGGCAAGGUUGAUAUAAUCUCCAAUCGAGAUGGUGAGGACGGUGAAGAGAAAGCCAUAUUCGGUAUUUUUAUCAAGAAUGUCGUACCGGGCAGUCCUGCAGGGAACUGUGGAGAAUUACAGACAGGUGAUAGGAUCUUGGAGGUGGACGGCGCGUGCGUGCGGUCCGCCCAGCACGAGCGCGCCGUGCAGCUCAUCAAGGCGGCUGGAGACACCGUCACGCUCACCGUGCAGAGUCUGCUCGCAUGGAACACAGACUCUUCGGACGUGGAAGCGUCAUCCCCGGCAACAUCGCCUGCGCACUCAGUCAAGAAGUCACCAGCGCCGCGCACACCUAAAGAAACAACACCACAGCCUGAGAUAAAGAUAACGGUGACAUCAGAUUUGGACGUGGAGAAAGCAGCUGAUGAUAUACCAGAGAAGCCAGGAGACCAGGAACCGGAGUCCAAGCCAGAGUAUUCUGAUUCCGAGAGCAGUGACGAAGAGGAUGAGAGAGAACUGCAGGGCAGGACUUACUCUGAUAAAGGAGUGGAGAUUGACCGAGCAUCAGCCGGAGCAGUAAAGCGCACCAAAGAAGAGAAGGAAGCGGAUCCAGAAGAAGAAGAUGACUUCGGUUACACAACAAAUAAAAUCCGCAAGAAGUAUGCAGGGCUCGGUGACACGGUGGUCUCAGUGCGGCUGGAGCGGGCGCCGCGCGGGGGUCUGGGCCUCAGCCUGGCAGGCCACAGGGACCGCAGCCGCAUGGCCGUGUUCGUCUGUGGCCUGCACCCUGCCGGCGCCGCAGCUAAGGCCAGUCCACCGGUCAAGGUCGGAGAUGAGAUUUUGGAGGUGAACGGCAUCGUGUUGCACGGGAGAUGUCAUCUUAACGCUUCGGCUAUCAUCAAAGGACUGGUCGGGCCUGUUUUUAAGAUCAUAUUGUUAAGACGGAAAGCGGCCUUAGAAGACGUAGCGGUCAAGCCCCUGACUCCUGCGCAGUUCCCGGUCGCUUUGGAAGAAGAGUCGGAGGACCGGUUUGCUGGUUACAAAGGAGUCAGAGAUAUCACCAUCAAAAAGGGUCCAUCUGGUCUCGGCAUCAUGAUCAUAGAGGGUCGCCAUACGGAGGCCGGCCGGGGUAUCUUCGUGUCAGACCUGCAGGAGGGCAGUGCCGCUGAGCAGGGUGGUCUUCAGAUCGGAGACAUGCUGCUGGCUGUCAACAGAGAUUCCUUACUAAACUGUAGUUAUGAUGCGGCAGCGGCGAAGCUCAAGCAGACGGAAGGCGUGGUGGUGCUGACUGUGUGUACCCCCAACCUCAAGGACGAUAAGGAUGACCCCAACGCGCCGGCAACACCACCCGGCGCGGCGUCUAGCGGCGCGUCCCGGCCGCCGAGCCGCGCGGACCCCGCGCUGGGCGCCGCCAGCCGGCCGCAGACGCCCAGACCCGCACCUUCACCGGUUAAAGUGGAGCCCCCACCAGACCCGGCGACAUGUCCGAUCUUGCCCAACGUGGAUCAGCACAUCGAGAUCAACUCCGGUAACGAUGUACUAGGAGUACAGCUGCUAGGUGGCAGUGAUACACUCAUCAACGGAGCAGCAGCAAUAAUCCUAGACAUUUACCCCAACGGCGCGAUCGGGAAGGACGGCCGCUUGAAGGUCGGAGACCAGAUCCUCGAGUGCAACGGCGUUGCCAUCACCAAGGAGAUGGCGCACGAGCGACUCUGCCUCACCAUCAAGCAGAAAACUGCUAAGCUAAAGCUGCUGAUACACCGGCCAGACCCGCCUCGCUUCGCGGAGGUGGAGGUGGAGCUGUCGCGCAAGGCGGGGCGCGCGCUGGGCCUCACGUGCGUGGCGCCCGUGCAGGCCGCCGGCGUCUACCUCGGCCCGCCGUUGCCCGGUUCCCCUGCAGAGCUGGAUGGACGUCUUCAGAAGGGCGACUUCUUAGUGGCUGUGGACGGCAAGGACGUGUCCACAGCAGACCUCAUGGGCGCGGCCACAGCCCUCAAGCUGUGUGCCAACAAGGCCAGCAUCAAGGUCAAGCGGUUCAAGACCGUGAGGUAAUUCAAAGGACCAACAGUUUUGGUGUCACCUUCAAGCACGGAUCGAAGGACCAGAAACUUGAAAGCUUCGGGCUGAAUGUGAUAAGGAUCCGAACAACCCCGGUUUUUGGAAGGCUGAUCAAUUGAUCGUUAUAAAUCAACCUACAAAACUUACAUCCUUCCAAUGUGCUUAAAAUUGUUGAAGAAGUUUUGUGUGUAUCAGCUUUCGAGAAACCGGCUGUGAGUGUUAGAUAGUUCACUAGAAAAUGUAAAUAUAAUGGCAAAUGAAAAAACAUUUGCGUUCUUAGAUUGUAAGGAAGAGAUCUUUAUAAAGGCAGUUAUUUAUUUCAAUAACGAAUUACCAAGAUCUGAUGCAGAUGCCGUAAAGAGUUAAGAGGAAGUUAGAUUUGUUAGACCAACGAAUAGAAAGAAAUCUCCGUAAUUAUAAUGGUCAAGUUCUUAUUUAUUGUCUAUGAAAUAGUAAAAAAAACACAUCCGAGAAGCGUGCAUUAUGGAUGACUGUCGAAUAUUCAUUAAUAGUCAUUUGACGGGCAUUGAGUUUAUACAAAAAAUAUAGAUUGCACUACCAAACAAAGUCAAAGAAACACCAAAUUAAUGUAUUUUGAAAUUAAAUUACACAAAUGAGAUUAUGUAGGACUUACAAUAGUAUUAAAGUGUAAUUAGUUGGCGGUGUUUGGGAAUAUUCAUACACAUUUUUCAACACAUUUUUGCGCGUGGUCCUGCAUGUGUUGUUUGUGUAUCUAAUCGGUUAUACAAGAAAGCUGUUUAAGUUUGCUGUUGUACAUGUAACUGUUGAACAUGGGGCCGCGGGCAAAAAUGAAUUGAAAUCACUCUACAAAACAGUGACACCAAAACUAGGUAAUCAAAACUAAUGUUUCUAUAGACAGUUUGCAGAUACAAAUACCUAUUAAAUAUAAUGUAAUUAUAAAGCAAUUGACUUGUAAAACAGCUUCUUUGGGGACAAAGGACCAGAAUAAAUUAAAAUCUAUAAAAUAGUACUAAAGGCAUUUAGCUUUAAGAUAGAUAAACGAGUAGAUUUUAUUAAAAUGUAAAAUAUACGAAAUAAUUAAAUUAAAAUAAAACUAAAGCCUUCUAACUCGGUCCUUUGGAAUUCUUAAGGCUUGUUAAUUUAAAACGUAUUUUGUAUCGUAAGAUAGGUUUACAAAUUUUUGAUCUGCAAACUCGUCAUAAUUUAGACUAAAAUCUAGGCCAAAUUUAAUACCUAGUAGUUAUUCUGUAGUUGAUAACAGUGGUUACAAGUGAUAGACAAUAAAUUACACGCAUUCGAACGCUUUUUAAAUACAACCUCCUCUUAAAGCCUGUAGCGAGUGUGGGAGCGGGAUGGUGCGCUACGCGGUGUAGAGCGCCAUCUCUUUUCAACAACUGCAGUUAUAGGAGGUUGCGGCAGGCCUUGCUUUUCAGCAACCGGGAUCUUAAGACCCAUGUCGAUUCAUUAUAUUUUGUUCAAAAUAAAAUAGUUAUUUAUUGCAACAAAUAAAGAACAGUACUUUACCCCCACUGAAGUAAGACUUGUAAGAAAGAGAUAGCGCUCUACGUUGUCUAGCGCACUAUCUCGCUUCAUUAACUGCAAAAAAGAUACUUUAAGAGCUAUGUGAUUGCAUUAUAUUAUUUUCGGUACUAAACAUUGCAAUAGACAAAAAACUAAGUGAGAUAGAAUAAUGUAAGUUACUGUCACGUAAAUUAAGAAAUAUAAGUGAAAAGAAUGUAGAGCCUAUUACAAGAUACCAGUAAUAAAAUAUACCAGCCUCUGAACGUCCCACUGUUGGGCAUAGGCCUCUCCCGUUUAGGGGACGCUGGACAUUUGACGCCAGUACAAUAUUUUAUAGAUUUUGCUUAUUAUUUAGAUGAUUUGAUGAGAUUUAAAUCUAAGUUUGCUUUAAGGCCGAAAAAACCCUUAUUUUGUAGUCUUAUCUCAGUAUUUUAGAUUCGCAAAUAUUAUAUUUUAGUGCAAGGUUUUUGAAAUUAUAUCAAAAAUAUAUUUUUCUUAUUCAAGGAGUUUUGUGAAUACCAGUCUUUUUCAAAUAGGUACUGCUUUUGUGAAUGGAACACUUUAAUUUUCAAAUUUUACUACUUCAAUAAAUGUUGGUCAUUCAGUACAAUUUAUCAGAUUAUUACGAGUUUGCAUGGGAUGUCCAUUUUUUUUAAGAAACUUUUUUGAGGCUUAUUUAGCAAAGUUUAGUCGCGCGUAUUCCUCGGGGGUCGCGAGUCGAACUGACUUCUACUCAGUCACCGUGUCAGCUCAUGAGCAAGGAAUCGAAUUAAGUCCGAAACUAGUCGAGCUAUCUUGAUGAAUACUCGUGAGUCAGGCAUUGUAUCAUUAAAGUACCAUAAUUUUUUCUUUAAAAUGUAUUGUGCUUAAAAUAUUACUUCCAUUCACAAAAGCGCUAUUAAAAACAUGAUCCGGGAUCUGGACAGACACGUUUUUAUUAGAAAAAAAUAUGCGGUUAGUUAAAGUUUUAACACAAGGAUUAUAUAAGUGCCAGUUAACGCAAUAAAAAAUACUAUAGAACACAUUAGGUAAUAAAAACUGAAAGUACAUUAAAUCUAGUCGUUUAUAGAUGUGUUUAAGUUGCCUUCUAGGUUACAUCCACUGUCGCUAGAAGCUAGUGUCCUGUACUAUUAGGGUAAGUACCAAGUUGGCACUAUUAGGUCACGCACUUAGUGAUACGAGCCUUCGUUACAAUGAGAAAGAUGAAGGAGAAUAUGUGUGAACAAGUAAUGUGGACUUAAGUGUGUAACAGAUAGAAGUUGGAGUUAGAAGUUUAAAAAAUUAUAAAAUCUGAAUAAUUUCAUGUCGAUGUGAUUUUGGUUUAAACACUAAUAUGCUGACUAAAGGGCCAAGAAACAAGGCCAAUAACGAACAUUGUGAAACAAAUUAAAGCAACGUCUCAAACAGUUGGAAUAUCAUAAGUAAAAAAAAUCUAAGUUAAAACACUAUUACACUUCUUUGAUUCACCAAUAGUUUACUUAUUUAUUUAUCGUGACUCCACUUUUAUCUGAUUGACAUUCAGUGGCAAUAUUAAAGCAACACACAUUGUUUGUUACUUAUCCUUAAAACGUAUAGUAAAAGAAAACAAAUUUAUAUUUGCCGGUGGAGAAAAUCGGAACUAAACUUGUUGUAAACGUUCGAAGCUCAGAAAAAUUGUACACCGCCAACGAAAUCCUUACAGUCUUCUGAAAAAAGAAAAAACUCACCGUAUGAUACAAAAAGGAAUUAAAUAUAGGUAGUUUAAAAUCAUAUUUGGUUAACGUUUUAAACGACAAAUAUUCUUAAAUUAAGUUUUCAUGGUUCAAAAAUGAUUAUUCGAUGAAAAUCUGACUUAGAAUGUGAUGGAAAAAUAUAAGCUCUAAGUUUAUCAAUAUUUUGAGUCGAUGUUAAGUCAAAAGGGUCUCGACAAUGGUAAAUAUUUUGGUGAGUCUCUUUUAACAGCUGUGGAUUUAAUGACAGUGAUACUAGCGCCACUCACCGGUAAAGAUAAGUUUGUAGUAUUCUAUUUAGUAUAAAUAUUUAUUGUAAAAUUGGUAUUAAACGAUGUUAUACUAAUAUCAUGAAGUAACUAUGUAAUUAAGUAAACUGUCUGAAGUAAUAAAAUAUAAUUAUGCUUAAAUAAUGUUCUAGAAAGAGAACGCCGUAUUUUUUUUUCUUCAAAAUAUUUGUUUUAUUUACUUUUUAGA
Trichoplusia ni (cabbage looper) is the source of this 10186-nucleotide messenger RNA. RefSeq lists its product as uncharacterized. Bases 684 to 6491 code for a protein of 1935 amino acids. The transcript has 36 exons. NCBI's taxonomy places the organism in Eukaryota, Metazoa, Arthropoda, Insecta, Lepidoptera, Noctuidae. Gene Ontology annotation, molecular function: protein binding. The record is from RefSeq and is a predicted model, not a curated record.